This is a messenger RNA of Emericellopsis cladophorae, 1338 nucleotides long. RefSeq lists its product as uncharacterized. Bases 1 to 1338 code for a protein of 445 amino acids. NCBI's taxonomy places the organism in Eukaryota, Fungi, Ascomycota, Sordariomycetes, Hypocreales, Bionectriaceae. The record is from RefSeq and is a predicted model, not a curated record. The transcript is spliced from 2 exons. Gene Ontology annotation, cellular component: Golgi apparatus.
AUGGACCACCAUCGCAAAAAGUCCCUGCUCAGCAACGACCUCGUAUUCCAGCCCGAGAGUCAGCAGCCAUAUGCCCAGCAGCCAUACGACCCGACUGCCCACGACAACCACACGUCCUUCAGCCAGGCCGCCUACCCGCGGUCGCCGUUCCAAACAUCGCCCUACGCUGAGAACCACAAAUUCGAGAGCACAAUGUACGACCAGCCCCAAGGCUACGUGCAGAGGCAACCGGCGCCCUCGACACCGGAACCAGCGCCGGCACCCAAACCCCGGAAGAACUGGUUCGCAUUCAUGAGCAGCAAAUGGGCGGCCAUGUUCAUGGCCAUUACCGCCAUCCAAGCCGUCAUCUGUCUUUGCUGCGAAGCCUACGUAUUUGCUACCUUCCAGUCGAGCCUGCGUCCUCUCCAAGAGAGGAAUCCUGACCGUAACGCCAAGAACCCCGAAGAACUCAGCUCGCAGUACAAGACGAUCCCCACCUUCUUGACGCUUUUCAUCUUCGGUUUCUUGUACGAACUCAUCAUCGUGUGGGAUGCGCUUCGCAAGAAGAACACGAUUCAGGUCAUUGGCGUCUGCUUCGCCAACCUCGCCCUCGUGGUAUACACAGCCAUCCAGGUCGACCAACUAGACAUUGCCCUCGAUGUCCUUGUCAAGUACAAUUCCCUUGAGGCGGGUCGCUCCAAGCCGAACAUCUGGGCCGACAUCAAUGGUUAUCUGAUUGCCAUCCCUGCCAUUAUUGCUGUGGUCACUUGCAUCAUGGUGUUCCUUACAUGGAAGCUCUACCAGGAGUUUGCAUGGGAUAUCCUGAAGAGCAUCGGCGCCGACUACAGGAUGAAGAAGCGCUUCGCGUCGUACCAGAUCUACAUCGCUCUGCUCAAGUUCGAUUUCUUCUUCUUCCUCGGAUUCAUCAUCCAACUCGUCGUCAUCGUCACCCGAACGGACGAUCCCGAGUUCGCUCUCACCAUCGCCACCAUCCCCAUCACCAUCAUCAUCCUCCUCGCCGCCGCCUACUUCACCCGGAUCGAAAACAAGCCCGGCAUGGUUGUCACCAUCAUCCUCUACUUUGGCGCCUUGGCCUACUUCCUCUUCAAGCUCAUCCGCAUCUGGACGUGGGUCGACUACUACCUGGCCGUCCAAAAGUCUCUCACAGCCUUCUCCGUCAUUACCAUUCUUCUCAUCCUGCUCACCAUCGCCAACGCCAUUGUCUGCAUGCGCAACUUUGACAAGGGACUCAAGACGCACAUUCUCGGCGCCGCCAAGAGCCGUGAAGAUGACCCAGAGCUCAACUCUGUGAAUCUGAACGACGUCAAGCCUCAGCCUAGCCGCAUGACGAUCGAAUAA